GAGCGAGAACAGAUAAUGACAACCAACUUGUGGCUGUGUCAGGAGUGGAACGACUAUAGGCUGAGAUGGGACCCCGAAAAGUAUGAAGGCAUCAAGAAACUACGAAUACCAUCCAAACACAUCUGGCUACCUGAUAUAGUGCUCUACAACAAUGCUGAUGGCGUGUACGAGGUUUCCUUCUAUUGCAAUGCUGUGGUCUCCAACACAGGAGACAUCUUCUGGCUUCCCCCGGCUAUCUACAAGUCGGCCUGCGCCAUCGAGGUGCAGAACUUCCCCUUCGACCAGCAGAACUGCACUCUCAAGUUCCGCUCCUGGACCUACGACCACACAGAAGUUGAUCUCAUCCUCACGAGCGACUUUGCCAGCCGUGAUGACUUCACGCCAAGCGGAGAGUGGGACAUCGUCUCGCUCCCAGCUCGCAAAAAUGAGGACCCCAAUGACAUCACCUACCUGGAUAUCACCUAUGAUUUUGUGAUCCAGAGGAAGCCGCUGUUUUACACCAUUAAUCUGAUUAUCCCAUGCGUGCUGAUCACGUCGCUGGCUAUCCUGGUGUUCUACCUGCCGUCAGAUUGCGGGGAGAAGAUGACGCUGUGUAUCUCAGUGCUGCUGGCGCUCACUGUGUUCCUGCUGCUGAUAUCAAAGAUAGUCCCACCCACCUCUCUCGCCGUGCCACUCAUAGGUAAAUACUUGAUGUUCACCAUGGUGCUGGUCACUUUCUCCACUGUGAGCAGCGUCUGUGUCCUCAAUGUGCACCACCGUUCGCCAUCCACCCACCACAUGCCUGACUGGGUCAAACGCCUCUUCUUAGUCCGCCUGCCCACCUUCCUCCUCAUGAGGCGUCCAGGCUCUUCCAAUGUCCGCGAUAAGCUCCGCCGGAAGUACGCCAACCGGAGCACGGUUGGGAAAAGCAAUUCCCAGAGUGGCGAAGAGAAGAAGCAGUACUCCAACAUCAGACUUGGUGGGAUCCGAACGGACACCGACUCUUUCUACGUGAAUGAGGACUUGGCACACAAGUUCUGCUGGAAGGUGGGCGACAUCCCAGAUGGGGGUGGUGGGUUUUCAGGUUUGCGGAGGCGUUUGGCUGUUCAGUGGGAUGCAGAUCUGGAGGAGGCAGUUGAUGGAGUGAGGUACAUCGCUGAACACAUGAAGACCGAAGACGUCGAUGAAGGGAUCAUAGAAGACUGGAAGUACGUAGCCAUGGUGAUAGACCGUCUGUUCCUGUGGAUCUUCAUCCUGGUGUGUGUGGUGGGAACUCUGGGGCUCUUCAUGCAGCCGCUGUUCCAAAGCUAUAACACACCCACUGCUGAUGACACAGAGUGAGUCACACUCUGAAACACAGAACAACACACCUCUUAACUUGGCCAAGACUGUCAUUUAAAUGUCAUUUA
This is a messenger RNA of Morone saxatilis (striped sea-bass), 1388 nucleotides long. RefSeq names its product neuronal acetylcholine receptor subunit beta-2-like. Gene Ontology annotation, cellular component: postsynaptic membrane; neuron projection; synapse. The record is from RefSeq and is a predicted model, not a curated record. Gene Ontology annotation, biological process: nervous system process; regulation of membrane potential; monoatomic ion transmembrane transport. Gene Ontology annotation, molecular function: acetylcholine-gated monoatomic cation-selective channel activity; transmembrane signaling receptor activity. Lineage: Eukaryota; Metazoa; Chordata; Actinopteri; Moronidae. The transcript has 5 exons. Bases 16 to 1320 code for a protein of 434 amino acids.